AUAUGAACUUGUGGGGUGAAUAGGGCAAAACCAAUUUUCAAAAAAAAGGGAGAUUAGUUUUGUGCUUGACUUUAAGUUGUAGGUCAAUUUUGCAAAAAUCCCGAAAAGUUAUAUGCAACAAAAAUCAGAGCAUGUCUCUCCUAUAAUACUAUAUUCUACACACUAGAUAGUUUAUGAACACAAAAACAUUGUACAAUAUUUGAUAUUAACACAACAAAAUCAUUAGUAUAAUUUAAAUAGUAAUUAUCCGCGCGUAGCGCAGAAAACGACCUAGUAUUAAUAAAAAUAUAUAAAUCUCUAACAUAGUUCAAAGAAUACUCUGUUAGAUAGUAAAUUUCCAUAAGACAGAUAGAAUUAUGGAUUGUGAAAUCAUUAUUUAAUAUUUUUCGUUAUAUGUAAUAUUAUAAUUAAUCAUUAAUAAAAAAAGUUUAAAUAAAAUAGAAGUCUAAAUCAUUUAUAAAUAGAAAAUGUACUUAAAACGCUUGUAAAUACUGAAACAAAACGUUAAAAGAAAACAGGCAACAUCAGCAUUUAAUUUAUGCAUUAAUUUAGCUCUUUCCUUUUUCUUGAUUACGAAACUAACCACACCUUCCUUCUGAUUACCACAACACUAAAUCCCUUUAGGAAUAUAAAAUCGACUUCGAAUCCACUCAACGAAUCAUCUUCAUAUUUUCUAAUUUUCCAACCGAGUUAAUUAAGCACUCUCUCUUGAUAAAACAUGUCUCCAAACGUUCUCCGGUGGUUUAGCCUCGUCGCAAUCCUCUGGCUUCAGUCUAUCAAUGGCACCAACCUGAGCUUUCCUGCUUACUCUUCACAGCUCAAAGAGUUUCUCUCAAUCUCUCAGUUUAAACUCAACUACCUCUCUUUCGCCUCCGACGCCGGAAAAGUCCUCGGUUUUAUCUCCGGGAUCGCCGCCGUUUAUCUUCCUCUGCCACUCGUCCUUCUCGCCGGUGGUUCUUUAGGUUUCGCCGGCUACGGUCUCCAGUAUCUCUGCAUCGUCAAAAAGAUGUUCACGUUGUCGUUUUACCAGAUCUGGGGCUUGAGUUUCUUGGCGGGGAACAGCAUCUGCUGGAUCAACACGGCUUGUUACAUCGUCGCCAUCAACAGUUUUCCAGUGAACCGUCAAGUUGCCGUGGGGAUCACGGCGAGUUAUCAAGGUUUGAGUGGGAAAAUCUACACCGACAUGGUUCAAACGUUCUUCUACUCGUCUCAACGCGAAGCUGCCUCUGGCUAUCUUUUGCUCAACUCUCUCGUCCCAUUGGUCGGUUGUCUCGUGACGGCUCCUAUGCUGAUGCGAGAAGCAAAAGCGACGUCGUCUUCGUCAUGGGAUAUUAACGUGGGGUUUAUUGUUUUGUUUGUUGUGACUAUAGCCACGGGGAUUUACGCUGUGGCUACGAGUCUUCUCACUGCUCCUGCGGUUUUAGUGCUCGUUGGCAUUGUUUUGUUUCUUCUUGCUCCUCUCGCUAUACCAGUUGGAGUGGGAGUCAAAGAGCUUGUUUCCGCUAGAAGAAGCCAACAAAAGGUACACGACUUGGAAGUUCCUAGUGAAGAAGAUCAAAAUAAAGAAGAGGAAGAAGAGUUUGAUGAGAAGGUGAUAGUUGGAGUUAAAGAAGAGGUUGAGUGGACAAAACUAUGUAAGAAACUCGAUUUUUGGAUUUACUUCGGUCUGUAUUUGUUCGGUCCAACGGUGGGGCUAGUGUUUAUGAACAACCUUGGUCAAAUAGCUGAAUCUCGCGGUUGUGCCGCGACCACUUCUUUGGUCGCUCUCUCGUCGUCGUUCGGGUUUUUUGGCCGCUUGCUUCCUUCGUUACUUGAUUACUUCCUCUCUAGGAACAAGUACAUGCCAUCAAGCCCGGUUUCUAUGGCGGUUUCAUUGGUAGCAAUGGUUGCUUCGUUUCUAGUCCUCCUCAUUGACUCCGACAUCGCUCUCUACACUAGCACGGCGAUUAUCGGUGUCUUCUUAGGAGCUUUGACUUCUCUCUCGGUCACAAUGACUGCCGAGCUUUUUGGGACAAAACACUUUGGAGUUAACCACAACAUCGUUGUAGGAAGCAUUCCGAUUGGUUCUUUCGGUUUCGGUUUAUUCGCCGCCAAAGUUUACCGUGAUGGAGCUGCCUUCGACGGACGUUUUGACGGAAAGUGUUAUGGGAUGUAUUGCUUUCAAACCACUUUCAUAUUUUGGGGAACGCUCUGCUCGAUCGCUGCCGUUCUCGCCGCCGUUUUAUAUCUACGCAACCGCAAGUUCUUCUCGUCUACGCGGUAGGAAAAAGAACAACAUAUUUUGAAGAAGAAAAACAGCGUUUUUCGCGGGUUAUUAUCCACGCAAGCUUUCACUUCAUCAAAGGGCAAAAGUUUUUUAGUACCAAACUAAUUUUUUGUAUACUUAUGCCGUUUGUUAAACCGAUGGUGAGUAAGUAAAAAAUUUUGUAUAG
Messenger RNA from Brassica napus (rape), 2432 nucleotides. Its product is annotated as protein NUCLEAR FUSION DEFECTIVE 4-like. Gene Ontology annotation, cellular component: membrane. The transcript has 2 exons. The record is from RefSeq and is a predicted model, not a curated record. Bases 719 to 2263 code for a protein of 514 amino acids. NCBI's taxonomy places the organism in Eukaryota, Viridiplantae, Streptophyta, Magnoliopsida, Brassicales, Brassicaceae.